Messenger RNA from Uranotaenia lowii, 2337 nucleotides. Its product is annotated as bifunctional lysine-specific demethylase and histidyl-hydroxylase NO66-like. Gene Ontology annotation, molecular function: histone H3K4 demethylase activity; histone H3K36 demethylase activity. NCBI's taxonomy places the organism in Eukaryota, Metazoa, Arthropoda, Insecta, Diptera, Culicidae. The transcript has 4 exons. Gene Ontology annotation, cellular component: nucleolus. The record is from RefSeq and is a predicted model, not a curated record. Bases 116 to 2242 code for a protein of 708 amino acids.
GAAAGCCAAUACCACACCGGUCACAUUUUCUGGCAUUGUUUGUUUAAAGCCGUUUUUCGUUGCAAGUUCUAAAUAUUUUACAAUUUAUGUGCCUUAAAACGGAACAAAACAAGGUAUGAGUAAAAUGCCUUCGAUUUUCGACACCCCACUUCCGGCUGAGCCGAAGAAACAGAAAAAGCGAGUCAACGAGUCCGGAGAACCGGACGGGGCUGCCCAGAAUGAAAAGCAAGCGAAAAAGAAGAAAACUACCGAGGGCGGUGGUUCCACAUCCAAGAAACAGCUAAUCGAUCAGGUGAUGAGGGAACUGAAUCAGGGAAAUGCGAUCCAAUCUCCGAAAAAAGUCGCCAGUAAAAAGAAAAAUAAUUCAGCAGUUGAGAUCGGAACACCAAAACUCACUCCAAAGAACACGAAAAAGAAUAAAUCUGCCACAAACAUUGAAACGUCCACACCGAACGGAGUUAAACCUAUAACUCCAAAACAAUCAGCAAAGAAGGAUUCAUCAUCCAAGGAUAGCACACCGAAAGGUGUCGAUAAAAAGAAGAAGAAGGCCGCGAAAAAGUCUCCAAAAAAAGGAACCAAACCAGCAGGACUGAAAAUUAAACUACAAGACCUUAACAGACACAAAACAAAACUGAGAAAGUCGCUUAACGCUCUGAACCAAUCCAAAAAGGCUAAAACUAAAAGCACAACUGAAAAUUCUUCGUCCCACGCGUUGCAAGAAGCGUCAUUCGAUGAUGAAACAUUUAAAAGCAACUUGAAUAAUCCCAUGCCAAUAAUACCAGGUGCCGUAAGUCAACCGAAACCUGCUAAAAAGAUUGCCAUACCUUUACCCCUGGAUUUCACGCCAUCUAAAGUGAAACAGGAACCGAAAACGCCAAAAGCGAGUGCGGUCGCUAAAACUUUACUUCCUGAAAACCAGGAGAUUUCAGAUAGUUAUGAAGUGGGUCGCACCAAAUUCGGUUGGGUUAUCCAUCCGGUUACGGUGGACGAAUUUAUGGCUCAGCACUGGGAGAAAAAACCCUUGUUAAUUCAGCGUGGCGAUUCGGAGUAUUUUAAGUCUCUUCUAUCAAGAAAGAAAAUCGAUGACAUGCUCAGAACCAACAAUAUUGAAUACACCAAAAAUAUCGAUAUCACUUCGUACCGUGAGGGUAAACGUGAGACACACAAUCCAGAUGGCAGGGUUCUUCCACCUGAUAUGUGGGCGUUCUACGAGGAAGGAUGCAGCGUUCGAAUGUUGAACCCACAAACCUACCUUCCCGAAAUCUACGAGAUGAACGUUAAACUGCAGGAGUUUUUCCACUGUAUGACGGGUGCCAAUUUUUAUCUGACCCCACCGAACAGCCAAGGCUUCGCUCCGCAUUUCGAUGAUAUCGAGGCCUUUGUGCUUCAAAUAGAAGGUCGCAAACAUUGGAAACUAUACAGCCCACGUGUAGAAUCAGAGGUCCUCGCUCGAUUUUCAUCACCAAACUUCGAACAAAGCGAAAUAGGCAAUCCCAUCUUAGAAGUGACUUUGGAACCCGGUGAUUUGCUUUAUUUUCCCCGUGGUAUUAUUCAUCAAGCCAGCACCGUGCCGGGGCACCAUUCACUCCAUGUUACUAUGAGCGUUUAUCAAAAGAAUAGCUGGACCGAUCUUCUGGAAUAUAUGUUACCACAAGCCCUAGCUUUGGCAUCGGAAAAGCAUAUCGCGUUACGGCAAGGCAUCCCACUGGAUUUCCACCAACAUUUCGGAAUCGUCCACUCGGACAGCAAUUCUACCACAAGGGAGGCUAUUAUCGAGAAAUUUAAAGCUUUCAUAGACGUGAUUUUCACAACGGAUGCACUCGAUGCUGCGGCCGAUCAGCUGGCCAAACGAUUUCAACACGAUGCUUUACCUCCACUCAUUGAGAAAAAUGAACUUCCCAAGACAGUAUACGGAAACAAUUACGAUUUCAAGGCCGAUGGAACGGUCAAAUUGAAACCUAAUUUCACCGAUAAAACAACCGUUCGUUUGCUACGUCGUAAUAUCCUUCGGCUGGUCAACGAAGAGGACAAAUUGCGAAUCUACUACCAUAUGGACAAUUCACGGGAGUAUCAUGAGUUCGAGCCGAACUUCUUGGAGAUCGAUCAAGAUGCGGCCAUCGGGGUGGAACUGCUGGUUAAAGUAUACCCGAAGGCGAUUGCGAUUGCCGAUCUGCCUGUCGAUGAUCGGAUUGAAUUUGCCAAGAGUCUCUGGGAGAAGGGACUUAUUUUGCUCAAUGUCUAGUUGUAAUUUUCUAAGUAACACAGCCUAUAGUUUAUUUUUUAUAUUUUAAAAUUGUGUGAAAUAAAACUUGUGCAAAGUUAUUUUCUAAGGAACAA